Molecule: messenger RNA, 489 nt
Organism: Oikopleura dioica
Lineage: Eukaryota; Metazoa; Chordata; Appendicularia; Copelata; Oikopleuridae
Source: the annotation of a GenBank genome assembly
AUGACUUCACCAUUUCCAAAUCUUACCAAUGUUAAACAUUUAAGAAUGGCAACAACGGAGUCUAUCGCUAAUAAAGACUAUUUCAUGAAAAAGUGCCGAGUACAUGCGGCGAUCAAAAAAAAGCUUUCCGAAAAACACCCCGAGUUCAAUACCGAUGAGAUGUUCACCGACGAAUCAAUCGCAAAAGUAACCGAAAAGAUGACCGGCGAAAACUUGAAACUCCUCGAAGCGCACAACUUUGAGGAAGAGCUUCAGAAAAUUCAAGAGAUCAAGCAGAACGCACCUAGUGGCUCUGGUUCUGAUUGGAAGCCUUCUUUCGUCCCUGCGAUCGACAACGAAGCAAAGAUUGUUAUUUCCAAGCAAAGCUUGUUGGAAAAGAUCACAGCGGAGUACGAAGCAGUCAAGAACAAAAAUAGCAUCAACGAGACUCUGCUCGCGAACAAGAAGACCUCCCUCGAUGCGAAAGUGAAGAAGCUCAACUCACUUUGA